GGGAGGGUGACUACCUGCUGAAAGUGAAAUUUCUUGAUAUCCGUGCUUAUAUAUAAACUUAGCCCUGCCUUUGAUGUUCUACAACUGAUCAGCGAUCAGAUUACAGGCACUUCAGCUCCCUGCUCCUCUGCCUUUGAUCUGCAUGGUUAAUUUCAUUUUCCUGGAUUUGAAGUUUCGUCUGGGCUUGUGCUGACACACAAUUUUGGGAAGGUAGAAGCAUUUGGCAUAGCAGGGCUGCCAAGGAGAAACUAAGUUGCGGAGAGGAACUCUUCAACAAUAAAUACAUAUAAUAAGAGCGAUGGCUUUAAAAGUGCUAUUAGAACAAGAGAAAAUAUUUUUCACCAUCGUAAUUUUACUAGCCUGUUUGGCAUGUAAAGUGAUUUGUGAAACAGGGGACUGUAGACAACAAGAAUUCAGGGAUCGGUCUGGAAAUUGUGUUCCCUGCAAGCAAUGUGGGCCAGGCAUGGAGUUGUCUAAGGAAUGUGGCUUUGGCUACGGGGAGGAUGCCCAGUGUGUGACAUGCCGGCCGCACAGGUUCAAGGAGGACUGGGGCUUUCAGAAAUGCAAGCCAUGCCUGGCCUGUGGGGUGGUGAACCGCUUCCAGAAGGCAAACUGCUCUGUCACCAGUGAUGCCGUCUGCGGGGACUGCCUGCCAGGAUUUUAUAGGAAGACAAAACUUGUUGGUUUUCAAGACAUGGAGUGUGUACCUUGUGGAGACCCGCCUCCCCCUUACGAACCACACUGUACCAGCAAGGUCAACCUCGUGAAGAUCCCAUCCACGGCCUCCAGCCCGCGAGACACGGCCCUGGCUGCCGUCAUCUGCAGCGCUUUGGCCACCGUGCUGCUGGCCCUGCUCAUUCUCUGCGUCAUUUAUUGUAAGAGGCAGUUUAUGGAGAAAAAACCCAGCUGGUCUCUGAGAGCACAGGACAUUCAGUACAACGGUUCUGAACUGUCGUGUUUUGACAGACCUCAGCUCAGCGACUCUGCUCCCAGGGCGUGUUGUCAGUGCCACCGGGACUCAGCCCAGACCUGUGGGCCUGUUCACUUGAUCCCAUCCUUGUGCUGUGACGACGCCUGCAGCAUCGACCGGGUGACUCUGGGUUGCAGGGUGCAUUCCAAGGCCACAUUUCAGGAGAGAAACUCAGGUCUGGUGGGGGAGACGACACCGACUUUCUUCAGGUCCCUUUCGCGGUCCAUCUGUGGCGAGUUUUCGGAUGCCUGGCCUCUGAUGCAAAAUCCCAUUUGUGGUGACGAAAUCUCUUUUUGUGACUCUUAUGCUGAACUCACGGGAGGAGAUAUUCAUUCUCUCAAUCCAGCAAAUGAAAGCUCAUUAUCCUUGGAUUCAAACAGUAGUCAGGAUUUGGUUGGUGGCGCUGUUCCAAUUCAAGCUCCUUCUGAAAACUUCACAGAAACUACUGAUUUAUCUAGACAUAACAACUCAGUGACAGAACCGGUGCUAACUCAGGAUACACUAACUACUAGAAGCCAGCUAGAUCAAACGAGUGGCGAUAUCAUUCACCUAACUGCCCAAGCGUCCCUCCAGAGCACACGGGUACCUGGAUAUUUGAACACCAGUCUCGCCCGUGUGUGAUUACAUUCAUGUGUACUCCUAGUAAAAGAAGCUUAAAGGACUCGACUCUUGCUGGAAUAGAAAUGCGCAUAUGGAACCCAAGGGGCACGCACUCCUCCACUUAGGCUUAGGGACUCAGUACCGUCUGGACCUUGCACGGCUUCUGGGGGGAAAAAAUAAAUCUGAACCAAACCGAUGGCAUUUUAAGCCUUUCAACAACCAGUUGUUUCUGAGCCAGACCAGCUGUAAGCUGAAACCUCAAGGAAUAACAAGAAAAGACUGCAGGCUCUCCUGAUGCUUUGCAUCUUUCCUAAACAAGAAGCUUCUAUGCUCCAAGCGUGACUUCAAAGACUGAUGUGUGGAGCGUGCAGCCUGCGAGGUUACGGGCCUAUAACAAGAACCAGAGAUGCAGUCAUGCUGGUUUUCAUGGUGAAUGUGGUUUUACAAGACGGAAGACCCAGAGGAUACAUUUUCAUCUGCAUUUUCUUCCCCAAAAUAAUUUCACAUAGCCGAUUAGCCUACUGAGAGUCAAUGUCAGAUUAGCUACAUAGUUUUUAUGUAGCAUGGGUUCAAAACUGAGUGUUCCUAUUUGAUGCAGGUCACUUUUGCAUCAUCUGAACUAAUUAGCUUAGGAGGUUAGAAUUGCCUUCAUGCCGCCUGCCUAAAUCUUGGGUUUGUUAGAUGAAGUCAACUGGUCUAAGUAGGAAUCAGAAGAGAACAAGUCCUUUCCAGAAUGGACACCCCCAACCUCGGCCACCUCUCACAGACUCCUGCCGGAGCUACUAACAAGAAGGGGACUGAGUUAGGGGAAGAGGUGGGGGAAGGGCCCCUCACCCUGGGUCAGAAACCACUUAAUGCACAUAUGCUAGAGACUUGCAAUAAAGAUGAGCAUACUUCUGUGAAAAUCAGCUGACAUGGGAGCAUUUGCUACUACUCUAUGCCUGUGACUGAACUUAGAAGAUCCAGAGUUUCCCUUUUAUAGGAAAGUGGUAUUUAUAAAAAUAAUGCGCUUUCUUUCUCUUUCUCCCAACCCCUUCCCCCCUUUCUGGCAACAACCAAUCUGUUCUCUAUAUCUGUGAGCUUGGUUUGGGGUUUUUGUUUUUGUUUUUGAUUUUGCAUCAUAUCUUGUAGUAAGGCUUUAGAAAUUACAACAUUAUCAGGUUCCCUUACUACUGAAAUAUAUCAACAAGUGAGUCAUCCUAUGAGACCACACUCCAUAUUAGAACCAGAAGAAAAAGCACAAUUUGUAAGCAGCGUUUAGGUGAACGGUCUGCCACUGCCGUAGUAUCAUUUGGCCAGGAUAUUACAGUGUUCCUUCCCAUCUUAUAAGCUCGGUUAGGACAAUAGUCUCCCACUGUAGCCAGAUGAUGCUGGAUUUAAGAGUGUGCUGCUUCUAUAAUACUCAGGCUCUCGCUCCAUCCUUCCUCACCUGGGUAUUUAGGGCUAGAAUUCUAGUGAUAUCCAGAGCUGACAGAAAUGAACCCAGUUCAGUCAUGAACCAGGGGACAGCUCAUGGACCCUUCCUCGUUAGGCUCUGGAGAGGAAUUGAUUGCGCAGGAUUUAUUUUUUUCCUAUUCGAACCUACAUGAUCAGAUCUGGCCUUUGUCUUUUAACUGAUUGCUGUCAGCUCUGUCGUCCCACGUGCACUUAAAAAAGAAAGAGACCUUAGAAAUAGAACAUCAGUGUGUUAGAGUCACUGAAAUAUUUUAUUUCGGAAUUGCCCCACCCAAAUCAGUGUCUUUUACCUAACGUUUAAGCUGAACAUUAAAAACCUGUCUUUCCUAGGACACUGUUUUCUUCUCACUUAUUACCCCAUCCAUGCUUUUCUCUCUUUGCAAGACAUUAGCGAAUCCUUGUGGCUGGAACAGUGUGUAUCCAUAGUUUCAGGUUCUGAUAUGUAUAUAUUAGCUUAUCUGAUUUUGCUAGUUCUUGUGACCUCAGUUCCUUUAACUGAAAUGGGAAAUUAGAGUGUCUCGUGGUACCCCACAAGCUUUUGUGUCUACUGAGCGCCCAGGCGUAAUUGAGUGACUUUUUCUUUUCCUUUUUUAGCAUAAACCAUAGGUUCUUAAACUUGGGUACUCACCAACUCUUUUGAGAAUUGCCCUUAGGAAAUUCAGGUAAAAUAUUUGGGAUUUGACCGCAAGAUGUCUACGAAAAUGUAAGUAGAGUUUCUUGAGUGGCUUCGCUGUAAUUCACAUAUGUGUGCCAUUGUUUGCAAUCUGAUCAUUUUUGUUAUGACAGAGGGAUGAUCAAAGUAGGUUGAGGUUGUGCUCAUUUUUGUAACCAGAAUAUAUUUUCCAUAUGUAGAGCCCUCAUUAACUUUAAAGACAAAACUUGCUGGAGAAAGCUGGAUUAAUGGGAAUGAGACUUUGGCGAAAAAUCCUGAAACAUCACUUUUGAUCAGCAGAGAAAUGCUGAGGGUCGAAAGUGGAUAUGAUUUAAUAGUGCAUUCAAAAAAUCCUGGGUUGUUUUUAUCAAGAUGAAGACAUUUUACCCCCACCUACUGUAGAAACAUACAAUGUUAUAUUGUACACUCUUUGUAAACACUUGAGAAAAAAAUCCGUUUUGCAUUUCACGUUGUUGGAAUAUGCUACAGCACUCAAACUCAGCUGCUAGUGUGUUGAUGCCAGAAAACCAUCAAGUAACAACAGGACUGGGAGAGCACGAUUGUGACUUUUAAUGCUGCAGAAACUCAUCAACAAGAAUGAGACAAGGAUUUGGAGAGCAACCACAGAAAGGCAUGAGUUUUCUAAUUUCGUGUAUGUGGAAUAUAUUUUUCAGAUAUAGAUUGUUCUACUUUAGAUAAAGUGUUAAUAUUGCUGUUACCUAGGUUAAGUACAAUUGUCUAUGCUAGUGAGAAAACUAGGUAAGAAAAGGAAAAAAAAUCCAUCACUGCUUUAAGUAGCUUGAAUCAAUUUAGAUUUCAUCAUGACUUUUGCAUACUGGAAUUUAUCACUUUGUAAAUUUUCAUUUUCUUAUACGAAUAGUUUUGUAAUACCUUUUUUAUUUGUGAAUAAAAUUGUUACCUGGUGUUCUUAUUUGCAUGUCUAGUAAAAUGAUUUGAGUGCACACCAUCUUGCUGUCCAUGUGAGGGUCUCACUACGUUCUGAUCCUUCCAGUAUGACCCUCUCCGGCCCCUCAGACUCUAUGGGGGAGAUCUGAUACCCUUACUACAGACCCAGCUAUAUGUUUCUCAGGCAUGUCAAGCUACUGCAAAAUGCUUUGAGUUAUCUGAGAAGCUUUGGUAUCAAGAUUUUAUUACCAUCCCUAAUUUUUUUCUCUCAUUUUAUGACACAAAGAGGGAAGGAGCUAAAGAAGUUUUACAUUCAUUCUUUGUGGAGGUUGUAGGGUGUUCUGCAGAGGAGUGGACCAAAGAAAGGAAGAAAGUUCCAUGGAGCAACACUGCUCACUGUAAGAGUUUCUGUUUUCCUUCCUAGCUUCUUACCCUCCUUCUUUCUUAAUCCCUGUAUCCCCUCUUUCCUUCCUUCCCCCCAGUAAAGCUUUAAAAGCUAUUAUUAGAGUUUGAGAGAGAACUUUCACCUUCCU
This is a messenger RNA of Rhinolophus ferrumequinum (greater horseshoe bat), 5116 nucleotides long. It is a transcript of the gene TNFRSF19, whose product is annotated as TNF receptor superfamily member 19. Gene Ontology annotation, biological process: positive regulation of JNK cascade; positive regulation of canonical NF-kappaB signal transduction. Gene Ontology annotation, molecular function: protein binding; signaling receptor activity. Gene Ontology annotation, cellular component: plasma membrane. The transcript is spliced from 11 exons. Lineage: Eukaryota; Metazoa; Chordata; Mammalia; Chiroptera; Rhinolophidae. The coding region runs from base 299 to 1591 and encodes 430 amino acids. The record is from RefSeq and is a predicted model, not a curated record.